Spirodela intermedia is the source of this 5607-nucleotide messenger RNA. The record is from the annotation of a GenBank genome assembly. Lineage: Eukaryota; Viridiplantae; Streptophyta; Magnoliopsida; Alismatales; Araceae.
AUGGGGACGGUGGCUGCGGUGAUGGUGGCUGUGGUCGUGGCGGCGGGAUUGGCGUGGUCGUCUUCGGCGGGGAACGUCACCUACGACGGCCGCUCGCUCAUCAUCGGCGGCCAGAGGAAGAUCCUCUUCUCCGGUUCCAUCCAUUAUCCCCGAAGCACGCCCGAGGUUAAGCUCUCUCUCUCUCUCUCCUCGUUAUUCUUCUCCAUCUUCUUUCUUAGUAUUUUCUCGUCGUAUGCUCCUGUUCUGAGAUGUGGUGCGGGCAUCAGUGGGAUUCUGAAAUUCUCUGCGGAACGCAUGAACAAUGAGAGAGAGAGAGAGAGAGAGAGAGAGAGAGGUGGGGAGAGAAGCCUCUUCAGCCGUAGAAUCAGAGAUAAUCCAGACGACAGUUUCUUGAAGAAGACUCCUACAUACUGAGAAGAGCGACCUCUUUCAAAACCCAACCAGCAACCUCUUUUGGGUAACAGAAGCACAUUCCGUCUACAUUCUUCUUUUUUCCGUUAACAGAUCCGGAGCACCGCCUGCAAACUCGGCAACGACUUGCACUCCACAGAGAGAGAGAGAGAGAGAGAGAGAGCACAUGCGUAAUUGAAUAGUAUCGACAGAUCAGUCAAAAGGCUCUAGGAUUGAGAGUGAGUGAGUGAGAAGAAGAUGAGAUUGAUACCCGAAGAGGAAGAUAAAUGUAUAAUGUAUUCAAGUAGAGAGAGAGGGAGAGGGGGGGGGCUCCACCCCUCCUGUGGAAUCCCCAUUUCCUGUAGUCAGAUGAGCGCAGGCAGCUCCACUCGUUCCGCCACUGUGCUUCUUCGAGAUUUGAGAGUUCCCUUAAGAAGAAGAUGAAGAAGAAGGCAGCGCCACUUGAUGAACGCGCGGUCUCUCAUCCGGUCGACGCCAGAAUAUUCCAGCGGAGUUGGUGGAAGACGACGCCGCCCCUUCUGCAUCCUUGGCCGUUCGAGCGGCCCUGCUAUGUGGAUCUGCCUAACGGCCCUCGAUCGUCGUGCCGAGAUUAUUCCUCACAGCCGGAUCCGCCAGUCGCGGCCGCCGUCGCCCACUACUUUAUGUUUCGAUCUUCCGAUAUUCGAGUGGGGCUCACUCCUACCUCCAGAUUACUUGGGCCGAUCUCCCAGCAUAAUCAGAUCCAAAAGCUAGUUUCUUGAUUAUGGCGUCAUUAAUAAAUGAUGACGCUCUGCGUUGACUUGCAGAUGUGGCCGUCUCUCAUACAGAAAGCCAGGGCGGGAGGACUGGACGCGAUACAGACCUACGUCUUCUGGAACGUUCACGAACCCCUUCAGGGACAGGUUGGGUGGCCCUCCCCCCCUUCAGCGAUAGGGUUCCUUGGAUGGUCUGAAUAGUUGUGAUCGUCGUCUGAUGCUGUCUUCGUUGUUGACGGUCGGUUGCAGUAUGACUUCGCGGGGAGAUACGAUCUCGUGCGAUUCGUCAAGGAGAUACAGGCGCAGGGUCUCUAUGUGAGCCUCAGAAUCGGCCCUUUCAUCGAAUCCGAAUGGAAGUAUGGGUGAGUGCGGCGAUCAUGGUAGAUUGUCCUUCCUCUUCCCUCCUUUGCUGAAUACGUUUCUGGUGUGAUGUAGGGGUCUUCCCUUCUGGUUGCACGACGUCCCGGGCAUUGUCUUCCGAUCCGACAACGAGCCUUUCAAGGUGAUUACACUUGUGGUCGCGUUAGUCGUUCUUCGUACUGCUUGGCCCCGUUUCUUUCCCUCUCAACAUCUUCAAAUUCGCUGUGCAGUUCCACAUGCAGAGAUUUGUGUCGAAGAUAGUGAGCAUGAUGAAAUCCGAGCGGUUGUUUGCUUCUCAAGGAGGCCCUAUAAUACUCUCUCAGGUCAAGUAUGGUCUCCGCUUUACAUAGUGUUAAGGAACGAAGAUGGCUAGGGUUUUGACUGAGAGAUUGUUUCCUGAUGAAACUACAACCCGGAUGACAAAUGCAGAUCGAGAACGAAUACCAGAAUGUGGAGCCUGCAUUCCAUGCGAAGGGCCCACCAUAUGUUCGUUGGGCGGCGGCGAUGGCGGUGGGACUUGAAACCGGUGUGCCCUGGAUGAUGUGCAAGCAGGAUGAUGCACCUGAUCCUGUGGUACGUCGCUACGUCCACCUGUCCUCACAUGCGUACGUUUUAAGCCCUAGAAAUUGCAAGUUAUGGGAAAAAAAUGGAUUCGAAAUCUCGUUUAGGAUUCUGUUUGGGUGCAGAUCAAUGCAUGCAAUGGAAUGAACUGCGCGGAAACAUUCAAGGGACCCAACUCACCCAACAAGCCUCUUCUGUGGACGGAGAACUGGACCUCUAUGUAUGUUCUUGAUCGAACUCACUUUACCUUUUGCCAUGCAUUUAUAAUCUCAGUCAGUUGUAGCACUUACGUCUCUCUCUCUCUCUCUCCUUCUCUCUCUCUCUCUCUCUCUCUCUCUCUCUCUCUCUCUAUCUCGCUACAUAUAUAUAUACUCCUCUUCAUGACGAAAAUAUAAUACUAUUGAUAACCUGCACGUAAUACUCCUUAAAGGUUUCAGCGAUUUGGAGAAGAACCAUACAUAAGAACAGCAGAAGACAUCGCCUUUGCGACUGCACUGUUUAUCGCAAGGGGUGGAAGCUUUGUGAAUUACUACAUGGUGAGUUUCCCUACCCAUGUUUUUAUAUUCAGAAGAUCUUGAAGAGGAUCACAAGUGCAUUAAUCUCGUACGACUGCCUGAUGCAUUCAUUUUGAAAGAACCAUAACAUGAUGCGUUUCACCUGUCUUUCCAUAUUCAGAAGAUUCAUGUCUCAGAAAGCCCUUUCUUCAUCCUGCAAAGCUAAGAACCUGACGGUUCAAAACGUUCCAAGAUGUUCGGAUCUAAAACUGAUGAACCGUUUAUAAAAAAAUCGCGAAAUAUUCAACUUGCUUGAUUUAAAAUUAUAUAAAUAUUUUAAAUAAGCUUCUACACAAAGAUUAAUAUGGCUGAUGAGAAAAAAAGAAUGCACAUCAAAUGUUUUAAAAAUAUCUUCAGAGCCAUGUUUAAGUCUCAGGUUGACUUUGCCGUUAAAACCUGACGCAGUAUCAUGGAGGUACGAAUUUUGGAGGUUUUGGCUCUUCAUAUGUAACAACAAGCUACUACGAUCAAGCUCCGAUCGAUGAAUACGGUAGGUGGCAUGUAAUCAAGGUCAGAUAGCGGAUUCGACGCGUUCUUCUGAUUAGAUAAUCUUACAGGCUCUGUGAUUGUCAAAUGGCCAGGUCUCAUAAGGCAGCCGAAGUGGGGCCAUCUGAGGGAACUGCAUGCGGCGGUAAAAUCAUGCUCUGAUGCUUUGCUUACGGGAAGACAUAAAAACUUUUCCCUUGGCCAGCUGCAAGAGGUAAGAUUCCCUCCCACCCACGCUGACUUUUCAGGGUUUGACCUGGUGACAUAAGUCGUAUGUUCAUUUAGGUCAAUGUCUUUGAAGAAGCUUCCGGAAAAUGUGCCGCUUUCCUCUCGAACAGCGAUCGAAGACACAGCGCAACCGUUCAAUUUCGGAACGCCGUGUAUGAACUACCUGCGAAGUCAAUCAGCAUCCUACCAGACUGUCACACCGUAGUCUUCAAUACCGCUAAGGUGGGUCACUGGGAAUGGUAUGAAAAUAUUCAUGAGAUUACUGACUUGCUUCUUUUUUGUGAUCUUCAGCCAUUACUAUAAAUAGGUUUUUUCUUUCUCGAUCAGGUAAACAGUCAGUGGCGAACGCGAUCGAAUACAGUACGGCAAGUCCUCGAUCAUCCAGAGAGAUGGGGAGCUUUUGGUGAUAGGAUUGUGAGCAUGGGAGCAGCUCCUUUCUCUGCAACCGGCCUACUCGAACAAAUGACCACCACAAAAGCCGAAACAGACUAUCUUUGGUAUUCUACCAGGUAUCCCAUCAGUGAUACUUCUCUCUCUCUCUCUCUCUCUCUCUCUCUCUCUCUCUCUCUCUCUCUCGCUCUAUAUAUAUAUAUAUAUAUUCAUUUAAUACGUACCAACUCAGCUGAUUAAUGCCUGAUCUGACUGCAGUUACGAGUAUAGAUCACGCAUUGGGAGACCAGUCCUUCACGUAUAUUCUCUGGGCCAUGUGGUUCACGCUUUCAUCAAUGGUGUGUACGCUGGUGAGCAUCCUUGGAAGAAAAUCAAAUAAUCUCUACGAAAUGGCGAUCUCCUGGGGACGUGCGAGUGGCUGAAGCCUGUUUUCUUGUGUGCAGGAAGUUCACGCGACGUCCCCGGUGUACCAGGAACUGUUUUGGAGAAAGAAAUUGCAUUACAUCAGGGCGAAAAUAAUAUCUCAUUGCUCAGUGUCAUGGUUGGAUUACCAGUAUGUGCUAUAUGCGACAUGCCCUUCACUGAAAUCAUCAUGAAACUAGAUGAUGAGAUAAAUUAAAUGUCUAGCAUAGUUCUAUGUUAAUCAGGCUCUAAAUAUUUUCCACCAUUUUCCACUUUUAUUUAUUUAUUUAUUUAUUUGUCUAUCUCCUUGUUUCAUACCUGCCGUUUUGAAGGACUCGGGGGCGUACCUUGAGCGCAGAGUAGCUGGUCUCCGGAGAGUGACGAUCCGUGGCUCAAGAAAUAGAACCGAAGAUCUCAUCAGAUAUCACUGGGGUUACCAGGUUGCUCUCUCUCUCUCUCUCUCUCUCUCUCUCUCUGUCGCUCUCUCUCUCUCUCUCCUUAUAAGAUAUUGCCUUGGACAAUGGUAGCGCGGUCUGUGGGGCGAGAAGCUGAAAAUCUAUACGCAAGAUGGAUCCAGCAAAGUUGACUGGAUGGCUUCUGGAGUCUCCUCUGGACGGCGGCUCACGUGGUUCAAGGUGAUAUCGACGAAGGCCAUUUUGACCUCCAUGCGGUUCAAGUUUUUUAUAUAUUUUUAAAUAAAUCUGAUAAUUAACAUGGGUCAGACGACGUUCGAUUCCCCGCCUGGGGUUGACCCGGUGGCUCUGAACCUGGGAAGCAUGGGGAAAGGAGAAGCCUGGGUCAACGGGCUGAGCAUCGGCCGGUACUGGGUCUCGCGUCGAACACCGAACGGCCGGCCUUCUCAAUCACUGUAAGUGCGGAAAAUCUCCACCGAUCAUCACCCAAGAAUGACGUAAGUUACGAUGGGGAUGAAGAUCCGCCGUUGACUUUCUUUCAGAUAUCAUAUUCCUCGAUCCUUUCUGGAGCCUUCCGGAAACCUUCUGGUCCUCUUCGAGGAGGAGACGGGGAACCCUCUGCAGGUCUCAGUGGACACCAUCUCAGUCCGCGGCAUCUGCGGCGUUAUCUCCGAGGACCACCCGCCGUCGCUGUUCUCCAGACCGCCGCCUCUGCGGCAGCGGCGGCCGCCAAGCGUUGACCUCCAGUGCCCCGCCGGAAGCACAAUCUCGGCCGUCGAUUUCGCCAGCUUCGGUACGCCCACCGGAGAUUGUCGGAGCUACGCCACCGGCGGCUGUCACGUGUUCUCCUCCAAAGCAUUCGUCGAAGAGGUAAUCUCUCUCUCUCUCUCUCUCUCUCUGCGUGUAGCCCAGUUUCUUGUAUCAUUUCAUUGAUGCUUCCGUGAAAAUGAGCAGGCCUGCGUGGGGAAGGAGGAGUGCUCGAUCUCCGUCUCAGCUGAGCAAUUUGGCGGCGGGAAUCCCUGCCCAGGCGCCGUCAAGUCCCUCCUCGUAGUGGCAAGCUGUGGUUGA